AGAAAACACGUAGCCAGACACGAGAAGCCUUUCAAGUGCGAUGAGCCGGACUGUCCCAAGGCUAUCGAAGGGUUCAGCACGAGGAACGAUCGUGACCGGCAUAAGAAGUGUGUCCAUGGCGUGCUUAGAACCGACGAGACGGUGUUCCGCUGUAACCUGGAUCAAUGUAAGGACAAGCCCAAGGACUGGCCGAGGCAGGAUAAUUUCAAGUCCCACUUGUCCCGGAAACAUGGCAUAAAAUCCGAAGACGUGGAUCUGGCCCCAUUUACUCACCGUCUUUCCAGCUCCACAGAUUUGGCUGGUCUUGGUAUGUCUGAGGCUAUUUCCACGGAGCCACGUCGAAUCUUGGGCUCUUAUCCAGCAGCACCACCGCCGUGGACCGAACCCGGUCUGGACAGCUCGGUUCCUUUGAGACCGGUGAAUACCCUACCCAGGGAUGAGAGCAACUCGCAGUCGGGAAACAAUACUCACUUCACGAACCAUGCAUUCUUGAUGGAAGACAGAGACUUUACGUCUUUAAUGCGAGCCGAUGUACCUCAAUUCCUAAACCAAAAUCUUCAACAGGACGCCCCGGCCAGAAGUAUGAAUAACGCCCGGGCGCACUCGGCUCCAAUCGAACCACAAAUAUCGCCGCAGGAUGCCAGGACUAUCUCCACCGAGGAGCCACCGCUCGCGGGACAAUCGCCAUAUGUCGCCCCGGACGUCCUGAGCCGCACUCAUGCCGAGUUCAGGCCCUCAUUACCGCCGACGGAGACACAGUUAUGUCCCAGGGAAGUUAUACAACUAGAUGCGGAUGACCUUUCAGGAGGCCUUGAGCAGAGUGAUCAGUCAAAGCGUAAAAUUGAGGCCCACGUUCCGGAUGAGGGUGCCCCUGAGGAGGCGCCAGAGGAUACCGCCUGUGAGGAUGAUGUUCAAGAUACUGAUACCGAGGAGGCUACCUUGGAGAGUACAGACGAACAGGCUAGGCUGACGCCGAACUCCGGUAUCGAAUCCACCGAUGUGCCAACGAUAACUGUGAAGUCGCCUUCAUCCGAGCAGGAGCCCGAGGAUGAUACGUCUAAGCAAGGGGGCCUCGACGAGGAGGGAAGUGCCAUACUUCGAACGUGGAUGGAGCGAGGCAUUCUCGACAAUCUGCUGAAGGAGGUCGGAUACCUGAAACCAACGGAUCUCGAAGCCAAGGGCCCAUCGCCGCCGGCUGCUCCCUCUGUUUCAACCAACAAACCUGGAGUCAAGUGCGAGCAAUGCGGAAAAACGUUCCAGCGGCCCUGCGAGCUAAAAAAACACCGAAAGCGCCAUGCAAGACCCUAUGCCUGCACCUUUGCCCGGUGCGACAAGACAUUUGGCAGCAAAAACGACUGGAAGCGGCACGAGACCAGCCAGCACUUUCAGCCCGAGCUUUGGCGCUGCAACGAGAAUUCGCCCGAUCGUCCGGUCGACGAGUGCGGGAAAGCUUGCCUUCGGCGAGAGCUGCUCAAGUCCCACCUGCAGAAGGACCAUGGCAUUCGAGAGCACGACAUGCUCGAGAAGAAGCUCGCCGAGUGUCGAAUGGGACGCAACUUUGAAUCUCGUUUUUGGUGUGGGUUCUGCAGGAAGAUUGUCGAGUCUACCGGGACAGACGGCCCCGCGCACAGCUCGCGCUUCGACCACAUCGACAACCAUUUCAACGGCCGAGGCAUGCCACAGGCGGACAUCAAAGACUGGAAGCACGUGGAUGCGGACCCCCUUGAUGCCCCGGGCUCUGAAGGCGGCCAUUCCGCACAUGGACGGGUUGCCUCUUCUUCGGACACUCCUGCUCGGCCAAGCAAGCACCGCAAGCGGCUCCACCCUUCGGACGGCGACGCAAGCUCUGCGCGGCCCAAGCGUCCCAGGGGCAGCAGCGGCGCGAGGGAAGUCUACUGGUCCUGUUGCGUGUGCGAGAAUUACUGGAGCAAGGAAUCCUAUGUCAUGUGUUUUGACAGCGGGUGCGGCCACGCGUAUUGCAAGGACUGUACCGUUUUUGAGAUGCCCGACGAGAAGAAACUGGCUGAUGACGACGUAUCGAUGACCUGA
This is a messenger RNA of Canariomyces notabilis, 2049 nucleotides long. RefSeq lists its product as uncharacterized. The annotation marks the transcript as partial. The transcript has 4 exons. Lineage: Eukaryota; Fungi; Ascomycota; Sordariomycetes; Sordariales; Chaetomiaceae. The record is from RefSeq and is a predicted model, not a curated record.